Lotus japonicus is the source of this 1414-nucleotide messenger RNA. RefSeq names its product inositol 3-kinase. Gene Ontology annotation, molecular function: kinase activity. The coding region runs from base 151 to 1254 and encodes 367 amino acids. Gene Ontology annotation, biological process: myo-inositol hexakisphosphate biosynthetic process. The record is from RefSeq and is a predicted model, not a curated record. Lineage: Eukaryota; Viridiplantae; Streptophyta; Magnoliopsida; Fabales; Fabaceae. The transcript is spliced from 2 exons.
CUUUUAUUAUGAAAAGAACAAAAAAGUUUGGUGCUUGGUGGCGGCUAAGCAGGCAUUCUAAACUGACACCUAACUCUGAUUUCGGCGCGCGUCCAUUUUCCUCAUCUUCUUCCACUGCAUGCCUUCCAUGACCCACCAAACUCCCUCACCAUGGUCUCCGAUUCCACCCUCCGCCGCGGCCUCAUCGUCGGCAACUACUGCCACGACGUCCUCCUCCGCGACUCCCUCCUCCUCGCCCACACCCUCGGCGGCGCCCCCUCUUUCAUCACCCCCAUCCUCGACUCCCUCUCCCUCCCCUUCCACCUCAUCUCCAAGGUGGGACCCGACUUCCCCUUCUCCCCCACCCACCCCCCUCUCGUCAUCCCAACCUCCCACACCACCCUCUUCCACGCCCACUUCGGAUCCUCCCUCCCGGAUCGGGUCCUCAAUCGGGUCGCAGCAUGCGACCCGAUUGCACCCGCGGAUCUUCCAACCGGGUCGAGAUUCGCGUUCGGGUUGGCUGUUGGUGUCGCCGGGGAGAUUCUCCCGGAGACGCUGGAGAAGAUGGUGGAGAUUUGCGAUGUGGUGUUUGUCGACGUGCAGGGUCUGAUUCGGAGAUUUGACGGUGAAGAUGGGCGCGUGAGGCAUGUGGGGUUGAGGGAGAGUGGAUUCUUUCACCUCUUGCCGCGGAUUGGGUUUCUGAAAGCUUCGGAGGAUGAGGCGGAGUUUGUUGAUGUGGAGGAGGUGAGACGGUGGUGCUGUGUGGUGGUUACGCAUGGGAAAGAUGGGUGUGAGGUGUUUUGGAAAGAUGGGGGGUUGAGGGUUGACCCGUUUGGGGCUGAUCAGGUUGAUCCUACUGGUGCUGGGGACUGCUUUCUUGGUGGUUUUGCUGCUGGGAUUGUGAAGGGUUUGGCGGUGGCUGAUGCUGCUUUGUUGGGGAACUUCUUUGGUUCUUUGGCUGUGGCUCGAGUUGGACCACCUGCUCUUGAUUCAAGCUUGUUUCAGAUGGUUAAGGAUGAGAUUCACAAAAGGAAGGGGCAGGACUUACCCUGCUCAGAAAGAAGAGAUGAGCGGCUGGGAUUUCAGAAGCCACCUGAUCAAGACCAAUUUUAUGCAUCUCUUGAUGCUGCCAAAGACAUAAUUAUGUGUCAGAUUCAAGAAUCUGGGUGGAAUAUAUUGAGCUCUCCAAAAGGGUUGGAGCAAAAUCAUGUGAAGGGACUUUCACUGAACCCUUUCCACGACGAAUCAAUUACAAGUGUUAAUGGUGAACCCUGAUAUCAUGGGAUGGUUGGAGCUCCAAAUCUUGCUCCAGCAUCAUUCCUUUUUGCCUCAAAUAAUAUAGAGAUCUCCAACACCAAGUCUCACGUGUAGCCUAAUAUAGUUUUAGUUGUAAUAAGAUGCUCUUUUCCAAAUCAAGAGAUUGAAAUUCCAUUCA